CCAGCUUCAGCAGAUUCCAAUCACAAAUCAACCGGGGAAACUUACGUUUGCCGGCCCUCCGUGUGCGUUUACCAUCCUCAUUCGUCUUCAGUCAGGGCCCGACGAACCCAAGCACCCACUCAGCGACGGCCACCACUGCGGCUUUGAUUACGAUUCGACCGCGUUGAUGGUCGAUUCGCUGGGUCGACGUGGGGUGCACACCCCAAGGAAGCAGAUACUCACCUUUCCCAGCCGAAACCCGGGCUG
Molecule: messenger RNA, 246 nt
Organism: Opisthorchis viverrini
Lineage: Eukaryota; Metazoa; Platyhelminthes; Trematoda; Opisthorchiida; Opisthorchiidae
Exons: 1
Source: RefSeq, a predicted model, not a curated record